Messenger RNA from Linum tenue, 2504 nucleotides. The record is from the annotation of a GenBank genome assembly. NCBI's taxonomy places the organism in Eukaryota, Viridiplantae, Streptophyta, Magnoliopsida, Malpighiales, Linaceae.
AUUAGCCAUUAGGUCUUACGUUUUAAUCUCUUACAGCGCUCAUCAAUGGCGGACGUCCGCGGCGAAGUCCAGGUCAUAACCUUCGGAGGCAAGGACUCAUCGCUUGCCUCCUCCUCCGUACACGCCAUCGCCACCGGCCAAGCACGCCUCCGCAUCGACUCGUUGGCUCUAGGUAGGCUAGCUACUCAAUUCCCUCCACCUCAAUCUGUGAAAAGAUGCCGAAUCCCCAUCUCGAAAACCCUAAGCCUGAUCGAAUCCCGCGCCUCACUUGUCGUUCUGGCCAACAAGCUCCUCCGCCAUCCCAGUCCUUUGAAUAUCCGCCCCGUUCUCCCUAAUCAGAUUGUCGAUGCCCUAAAUUUGGAUUCCGGCCGCGCUGUGAAUCUCGAAGUUGAAGUGACAGAAGAGGAAGGAUUGUUCGUCGAGAACUCCUGUGCCGAUCUGUGCGGCGUUUCCGCCCUUAUCGACCACGAAGCAGCUCUUCUGGCGACUACAGUGGAUGCUGUGGCUGCAUUGUCGUGCGAGGCGCUGAAAGGAAACGACACGGCGUUCAAUUCCACGGAUGCGGGAGAUGGACUCGUGGACGAGGAUGAGGUAGGUGUCGCUAGUGCUAUGAAGGUUUUGCUCAGUGGAUCAAAGAUGGUGGGAAAGAUUCCUAUUGAGGCAAUUUCGGAUAUUCCUGAAGUUCAUGGAGAAUUGAGGCAGUUUGUGAAGUCAGUACAUUCGAUGACGAGGGUCAGACUGAAUUCCGCCGUGAAACCCGUGCACGGUGGAGAGAUGAAAGAGAGGAAGGCGGUGGCGUCAAAGCUGGGACCUGUGUUCGCGCUAAGGAAUGUUGGGGCUAGUAGUUUAAGCAGGGCGAAGCUGAAUGUUGAAGCUCUAGGGAUUGAAAGUUGCAGAACUGGUUUGCUUACACUGUUUGAGGAGAAAUGCCCUACUGAAUCUGAUUUGAAGAAUGCUGCUAAGUUGGUUUCUGAUUUGCUCUUCGAAGAGGAUUAUCUGGCAUUCGCUCACGCUUUGAAUUGUUUGUUGGAGACUGUGUGGAAUAUCGUAUCGUGGGAGCUUGUGACAGCUUUUGUUGUUCUAGAGGGUGCGAAUGUAACUGAAGUGAAUGCAUGGGAUAAGACGAAUGCGGCGAAGAAGAAGGAGAAAGCAGUGUUAGGGAAAGGAACUAGUGUGAUUGUGCAGCUGAUUGAGGAGUGGUUACAGAGGAAGGAAAGGGAAGGUGCGACUGUGCUGGAGAGGCUAGUGGAUGAUUUGCUGUCUCUUUUUAAACCCAGCCACCCUGAACUCGGCCAGUUAGUAAGCAAAGUGAAAGAGAUGGUGGAAAAGCUUCCUAAGCAAGAACAGGGUGCUUGUGAUUUGAUAGCGUACAAAAAUCAUCUGCCAAAAACUAUAUUCACAACACCAAAGAUGGUUGCUGCCAACUCUCAAGAUGUAAUUAGACUGGUGCGGGAGAUGGAUAAGAGACUAUUCGUGCCAAACAAGAAUGCUGCAGGGAGCGAGAAUCAGCCGCCAUGGGAAUUUAGUAUGGAGCCAUUGAAAAAUAUGGGGCUGCCGUAUCUCGCAGCAGAUUGGUUUAACAGUAAGGAAGAGCAGACCCAAUUUUAUGCUGAAAAGGCUCUAGAGUCCUACAAUCGAGACAAUCCGGAGGCUAAGCUGACAUUGGUGGAAGCUGUAAUGAGCUUUCGGGUGAUACCAUGUAUUCCCAUGCACGUACAUGUCAACUUGAGAGCCAAGGACAAAGAUGGCACUAUCCAUCUGGUUUUUGCAGAAUUAACUUUUGACGUUGACCCUAUCUUGGUCUCUUUCUGCAUCCUAGAACCAGGAGAUUCAGGCGAUUAUUCUCACAAUCGGAAAGGGUGUGGAGAGUGUGACCCUGAGAGUCCUAUCCCACUCUAUCACCCUCCUGACGACAGAUUUAAGCACGGGAAGGGGGUGACUUACCGUCGGCUGCCCCCAUUACCUCCGCCUAGUGAGAGUUUGGAAGAUAUUCCUGAAAAGUUUAGGAGCUUCUACUGCAAAAAGCGUAGACCGCCUACUUGUGCAAUGUCACGGUGAAACAACUGACUAAGGAACUCACUCGAUCGCCUUCCAAAAGAAGUGCCGCAACGAAACGACAGCUUCUCGCAAAAAGGGGGGAACGGUUAUGAGCAGUGCUUAUUAGACCUUUCUAAUGCUUAAUUAGUGCUCUUAGUUCUUGUGUGUAUAUUGUUGAAUUGCUUAUGCACGAUUUGUAAUUUGUGUUGGAUGUUGAAUUGUUGAUGACGGUAGAUGAAUGACUUGAGGGGAAAUGUGAUCUAGAACACGAACUUAAUCUUUGUCUGCUUGGAAUGAAGGGAACUACAGUCUAAAUGAUUUUCUGUGUGUUGGGGCUAUUAGGAAAGGGUCAUGUAAAAGUCUUUUUCCGGACUUCAGCCAAUAUAGCUCCUGCAUGGUUUCGUAGUGUACAUAUGAACAAUGCCAUUUGGAUCCUACACAGAUGAAAUUCGGAAUAGUGCAACCUG